CAACAGCAAGGAACAUGAAGUGGUUUGUGCGCCAAGCUGUUCUCCUGUGCUCUCUCUCACUACUGCUUCCCCCGGCUGAGACCUCUUCCGCCCGGCGCCCUCCUCCCCCUCCCCCCAGCCCGAAGCCCUCCGGUGCAGGCGCAGAAGGCCCCCAGGACUACGCCGGAUGGAAGCUGCUGAGGAUCUUCGCGUCGUCGCCCUUGCUCCUGAAGGCGUUGGUCGGCUCCUUGAGAAACAGCACGGAGGCGGUGGUUGUGCAAGUGUCCCAUUCAGAAUUGCUGGCGGACGUAGGUCUUUCGCCCAAAACAACUCUGGAGAGCGUGCUAUCGGGCGCCCUCCCUUCGCCGCUCCCCCGUCUUUGCUCCCUCGACGCCCCUGGCACCGCCCGCGUCACGCCGGGGAGAGAGGGCCGGGCGCGAGCAGAAGAGGCGCUGGAUGAGUGCCAAGGAGAGGAAUCACCUGCAGAAGGGAUGCCACUCACGGCAAGGAAGCGACGGUUUUCCUUGGGCUUUCUGAAGUGGACAGCGCUGCCCGGAUUCGUCGAGGAGAAGACUAGGCUGGAUGGCUCAGAGCCGCUUGCAUGGGAUAACUACUAUCGAUACGACUCCAUUCACCGAUUCGCAAUGAACUUGUCCCGCAGUCUGCCUCAUGUUGAAUACCUGGACAUCGGGAAGAGCUUCGAAGGGAGACCGCUCUUUGCUCUUUGUUUUGCUUCCAAACCCACGAACAUGAAAAAGACCUUCAAGAAGAAACUCCUGAAAAUACGCAGAUUACGAGCUAGGCGUGGUCGGGAUCCAGAGCUCUCAACCUUACAGAAGAGGAGUAUGGUAGCAAGAAGAAAGAAAAUGAACAAACCAUAUAUCUUUAUCGAAGCAGGCAUCCACGCCCGCGAGUGGAUAGCGCCGGCCGUGGCGACGUUCAUGGCCCAGGAGCUGGCGACCUUAGGCAAGAGGUUCCUGAAGCACGCGACGGUCAUCCUCGCCCCCAUGGCCAACCCCGACGGCUACGAAUACAGCCACACCGCCGACAGGUACUGGCGCAAGAACCGGCGGACGACAGCCAAGCCCUCGUGCCCCGGCGUCGACCUCAACCGCAACUGGCGCCUGGGUUGGGGCGACCCUGAGGGCUCCAGCGGCGACCCUUGCUCCGCCGAAUACCGUGGCACCGAGAUCUUCUCCGAGCCCGAAACUCAGGCACUCCGCGACUUGGCACUGGUUUGGAUGGAGAAGAUUACGCUGUUCGUCAGUCUCCAUUGCAGUGGGAGAGUCAUCCUGCAUCCUUGGGGCUUCAUCGGGACGCCAAGCCCUAAGCAGAAGCAGCUGGCGAGAAUUGCAAAGGUGAUGACCAAAUAUCUUCGCCGAAAUAAUGAGACGUUUGAGUUUGGCCAAGCAAGUCACGUGAUGUACCUAGCAUCGGGGACUUCCAGUGACUACAUGCACGGCUCAGGAGUGAAAUACUCAUACACACUUGAACUUCCUGAAGACAGUUUCGAACUCGAGCCAGAGAAGAUCAUACCAAUAUCUAAAGCGGUUUGGAAUGCCCUGAUAUGUACACUCGGUGAAAUCGUAAAGACGGAUAGAAUCAGAUCCUUCUGCAAGACGGAGGAAACUACAGCGAAGAGAAACUUGAGGCAGAAGGGAGAAAACGGUCAUUUUUGAUAUCAAAGGAUAUGAUUGAGAGUGAAAUGUCAUGAUGUGUAUUCUUGUAGUUAUGCGUAUCAGCCGCUGUCAGUAAAAUUCUGUGUAAAUUAAGAUUAAAAUGAUAAUGAUUUGAUGUAAAUUCUCUGUUUCAUGGUACUUCUGACUUCUUAUUCUGUGCUAAUACAAAUAAGCCAUUAGAUAGACAUUCUCACAGGUACUUAAAUAUAUGUUUGUAUAUAAUAAUAGAUAAAAGACACACUUUAUUUGCCUUUAAUUUGAUGUGACUCUUAAAACUUACUGUGAUAAUGAAUUGAUUAUGUAUAUAUAUUUUUUUUUAUUUCAUAGCCAUUCAUUCCACUGCUGGACAUUGGCCUCUCUCAAUCCACUAUUGAGAGGUUAUAUGGCAGUGUCACCCUUGCCUGACUGGACGUCCUUCCUGAUCAACCGCGGUUCGCUAACACUUGUGCCACGGCGAUACCUGCGUUUGACUUCUCAAGGCGAUAUGUCGUUUCCUCGGGCUCGAGUCAGAAGUCAGAGCGUAGGCAUUGUUACGACUGCCGCGACGGGGAAUUGAACCCGGUCCAGUGCUCUAACCACUGGAACAUCAUCGCGGCAGUCAUAUAUAUAUAUAUAUAUAUAUAUAUAUAUAUACAUAUAUAUAUAUAUACAUAUAUAUAUAUAUAUGUCUGUGUGUGUGUAUGUGUGUGUGUGUGUGUG
Molecule: messenger RNA, 2357 nt
Organism: Penaeus indicus
Lineage: Eukaryota; Metazoa; Arthropoda; Malacostraca; Decapoda; Penaeidae
Product: carboxypeptidase B-like
Exons: 7
Coding region: 15-1658 (547 amino acids)
Biological process (GO): proteolysis
Molecular function (GO): zinc ion binding; metallocarboxypeptidase activity
Source: RefSeq, a predicted model, not a curated record